Dendronephthya gigantea is the source of this 2181-nucleotide messenger RNA. RefSeq lists its product as uncharacterized. The record is from RefSeq and is a predicted model, not a curated record. Gene Ontology annotation, molecular function: nucleic acid binding. Lineage: Eukaryota; Metazoa; Cnidaria; Anthozoa; Malacalcyonacea; Nephtheidae. The transcript has a single exon. The coding region runs from base 22 to 1368 and encodes 448 amino acids.
CCGGCUGCUUUUUAUAUAAGGAUGCUAAACGAAAGUGAUGGAAAUGACAAAAGACAGGCAUACCCUAAAAUACCCGAAAGUAACGUUGGGUAUCAAUUGCUGCAAAAAUUGGGCUGGGAAAGUGGUGGAUUGGGUAGUGAAGGAAGUAAGGGAAUAGAAGAGCCCAUUGUUGUAAAUGGGUGCAUAAAUAGACAGGGUUUGGGUAUGAAAAAUGUCAAAGAACCACACAAACAAAAGCAUUCAAAUCCUUCUCACCAACAGAAAAAAAAACAACAGGGGCCAAUCAUGGCUUCAACCCAACUCAAAGAGGUACAAGCAUUGCAAGAACAUUCUUGUGGCAGAAGAAAAACACUCAGAACACAACCAAUUAUUACUAAUCGAUUCAUCAAAGAAUUCUUAGCAAGCAAUGUGAAGGAAUUUACUGUGAGCGAUGAAUUGAUAGAUGAAGAUCAUCGACUUUUGCAAAAAUGGUGUGCAAAGUAUCAUUUGAAAUACGAUUUUGUUGCACCGUUUAAUUAUCUGGUUUUAAGAAAGCCAGACAAACAGGAUUCAACACAACCACAAAAGACAGUAGCAAGGCAACGACAUUCUUGUUGCAAAAGAAAAAAACGCAGAAAACAGCCAAUCAUUACUAAUCGAUUCAUCAAAGAAUUCUUAGCAAGCAAUGUGAAGGAAUUUACUGUGAGAGAUGAAUUGAUAGAUGAAGAUCAUCGACUUUUGCAAAAAUUGUGUGCAAAGUAUCAUUUGAAAUAUGAUUUUGUUGCACCGUUUAAUUAUCUGGUUAUAAGAAAACCAGACAACCAGGAUUCAACACAGAAGACAGUACCAAGGCAUGAACAUUCUCGUCGCAAAAGAAAAAAACUCAGAAAACAGCCAAUCAUUACUAAUCGGUUCAUCAAAGAAUUCUUAGCAAGCAAUGUGAAGGAGACUCAUGUUAGGGAAGAACUAAUAGAUGAGGACCAUCGACUUUUACAAAAAUUGUGUGCAAAAUAUCAUCUGAAAUAUGAUUUUGUUGGACCAUCUAAGCAUCUUGUCAUAAGGAAGUUGGGGAAAAGUUGCCUGGAAUCAUCAAAUUCAAUCCCAAGCAUGUUGAAAACAAAUUCACCUGUAAAAAAGUUUCCUGGUGUACAACAAAAUAGGUUACUGAUGAAUGCAGUAAAAGAUGCCACAAGAAGUGUUGCAAAGUCAUCUAGGCGUGAAGAUCUUGUUAUAAACUGCAACUUGCCAAUGAUAAUUUCCCUCAGGAAAUCUAUGAUAUCUGUUCUAACUGGGCAAACCAAAUCCAAUGAUACUCAGCAAUCAGUGGGAGCUAUUAAAACUAAAGAAAAUUCAAAACAAACCCCCUUGAAAAAAUUACCCAGGGAAUAAAUAAGAUUGAUGAAGGAAAACAAACAAUCAAAGAAUCCUUUGUUGUUGAACAAAGCGCCCAACCCAUCCAUGAUUGUUAUGUUGGUGAAAGAAAUAAUAGGAAGAGAUUAUUAAGAGAUUGCUGUGAUGAUGAUGAACCAAAACAAAAGAGGCUGGCCACAGUUGAAAGCCACAACUCACAUUAACUUUUCCAGUCAUUUUAUCUGGCUUGGUUUGUUUGGUUAUAUGGGAAACAACCACAAUCCGCUGACACUGAAGCCAUCAGUUGUGUUUCUUUUUCUUUAAAAUAAAUAACUUUAGAUACAGUAUAUAUGAUGUCUGAUAAUCAUCAAAAUAGCGAUUGAUGAAAAAUUUUAAGAAAUCAGCAAAAAUGUGCUCUAUUUAUUAUUAUUUUUACAUGCAGUAUUAAACAUUCUCUUGAUGGCAUAUGGCUAUAUUAGUGCCUAUGCUUUAAGUUGUGUUUGGGUUGGCAUUCAAUUUAAGUGUGUUCAUUAAAAUUUUUGGGGUGAAAUGAUUGAUCGUAUAGAUAUCCUAGUGUCAAGGAACAUACUUUACAAUAAAAUAUGGUCAUACGAUGAGAAAUUAAAAAUUUAAAUCUCUGCUUAAAUAAAAUCUAUACCACUAUUGUGUUUCUUAUAUUGUAUGAAUUUCAAAGGAAUAAAAACCCCCUGAAAUCCUGGGACGAUUUGUGGGCAUACUCUCCGCCGGUUGAAUUCCACCUCUUCCAUUCAGAGAUGAUUUUUUCAAAAAUUUGACUCGUGGUGGGUUAACAGAAGCCGAAAAUACUAGUAGUUGUCGUUUGUUGUCCUUUCA